Messenger RNA from Carassius carassius (crucian carp), 1712 nucleotides. Its product is annotated as mitochondrial folate transporter/carrier-like. Gene Ontology annotation, molecular function: FAD transmembrane transporter activity; folic acid transmembrane transporter activity. The record is from RefSeq and is a predicted model, not a curated record. Gene Ontology annotation, cellular component: mitochondrion. Gene Ontology annotation, biological process: folate import into mitochondrion; nucleotide transport. NCBI's taxonomy places the organism in Eukaryota, Metazoa, Chordata, Actinopteri, Cypriniformes, Cyprinidae. The transcript is spliced from 7 exons. The coding region runs from base 284 to 1225 and encodes 313 amino acids.
CUAAUUUCCGCUAAUGAAUUUCGUCAUGGUAGGCGUUAAAGACUCUUAUUUUGAAAUGACAGUGGUACGCAUGCGCAGCUUGUGUUGUGUAAAGCACCGUGUGCGAAUCAUCACUGCUGUCUGUCACUGGGAAUAGUCUUACAUUAAUUGGUAAGGUCAUGCACACAGUUAAUUCUUACUGAAAUAACAAAUCCCAGAAAAGUCUUUACCGGUCUAAAUGUUUAGACUGGGCCAAUGUUAAAGUAGGUGGUUUAGUGUGUUGAUCUGCGGUAAGGGAGCAGUUAUGAGCCCCAGCCAGGGCUCCCCUGUCCCCCUGACCCUCACCAGCAGCCUGCAGAGACUCUUCAGUCAUGUGAAGAUCGAGAAUCUAAUAGCAGGACUCAGUGGAGGAGUGGUGUCCACACUAGUGCUGCAUCCUCUGGACCUGGUCAAAAUUAGGUUUGCAGUGAGUGAUGGUUUGGAUGUGAGACCGAAGUACAAUGGAAUUCUGCACUGCAUGAAAAGCAUCUGGCAGCAGGAGGGUCUCCGGGGCCUUUAUCAAGGUGUCACCCCAAAUAUCUGGGGUGCUGGAGCGUCAUGGGGGCUAUACUUUUUCUUUUACAAUGCAAUCAAAGCAUACAACAAAGAAGGCAGACAAACAGAGCUAAGUGCCACUGAACAUCUGCUGUCAGCAGCAGGAGCAGGGGCGAUGACGCUUUGCCUGACUAAUCCGAUCUGGGUCACCAAAACUCGCCUGGUUCUGCAGUACAGCGCAGAUCCAUCUAAGAAGCAGUACAAGGGGAUGAUGAAUGCUCUUGUGAAAAUCUACCACCAUGAAGGGAUCGCAGGACUCUAUCGGGGGUUCGUCCCGGGAUUGUUUGGAACCUCCCAUGGUGCACUGCAGUUCAUGGCAUAUGAAGAGCUGAAGAGAGAUUAUAACAAAUACAGAAAGAUGCAAUCAGAUGCUAAACUGAAUGCAUUAGAAUACAUUACCAUGGCAGCUUUGUCCAAAAUAUUCGCAGUGGCUAUGACAUACCCAUAUCAGGUGGUCCGAGCCCGUCUGCAAGAUCAGCACAACACGUAUGAUGGAGUGGUAGAUGUCAUCCACAGAACGUUUAGAAACGAGGGUCUGUUGGGUUUCUACAAAGGCAUGGUGCCCAACCUGAUCCGAGUCACUCCGGCCUGCUGCAUUACCUUCGUGGUCUAUGAGAAUGUUUCCAGCUUCCUCCUGGACCAGGACAAGUGAACUGAGAACAGGAAUAAGUGCAGUGGAGCCGUCCUGCAGGGAGCAGAGCAGCCUGGGAUGGGACGUCCCAUCAGCGACAGUGUUUAACGCCAAUGGAGGAGUCCGAGAUGUGAAUAGAGAGAAAUAAUACAUCCUGGUCUUCUCUGGAGAACUGAAAUGCAUGAUUUUACCGAGUUCAAAGUGUCUAACAGAAUCACAUCUGAUACUAGUUUGGUUUCUCUUGAACACUGGUGACAUUAUGGUGAAUAUGGACAUGAGGGAUAUAUAUUAUGUGACCAUUUUUAAGUGGCUGUUAAUUAUGUUCACAUGCAGGCUGUUAAUUUCAGUUUGUUUUUUGUCUAAUUAAAAAUUGUACAAACAAACAAGGUUUUAACCUUUUAUCAAGAUCUAAAGAUAAAUUAUGUAACUAGGGCUGGGCAGUAUAUGAAAUAUCCAUAUUGUUAAUUCACUGGUAAUAUAAAAUGAAGCAACAUUGUGAAUAUUGAAA